UCUCUACCUUCAAGGCCAUCUCAAGGUCAAUUUCAUUUUUUUAAUGGAAAUCCCUAUUACGAGGGAUGUCUUUUAAGUUUUGCAUAUGGAUAUAAAACAACACGGUAGGUAGCUUUAAAUGACUAUUGUUUUUCGAAGUAUUCUCCACGAAGAUUAAUGCGCUCGAACCAAUUUUCGAAGCACUUAUUCCACUCGUUUGCUGGCAGAUCCAAAACGGCAUUUUUGAACGCGUCAACUGCUUCUUCUGGUGACUGGAACAUCGGGACUAUAUGGAGGAUGGUCCAAUAAUUCCACGUUUUCUUCCGUUAAAUACUGCCUUGUUUUUUGGGCUGUGUGCGAGCUUGCAUUGUCUUGGUCGAGGAUGAUUCUUCUUUCGGGGUUGAUUUUUCGAAGCUCGGUGAUGACUUUUGGCAAACAAAUGGUAGUAUACCAAUCCGCAGUAACAGUUAUUUGC
Molecule: messenger RNA, 454 nt
Organism: Acanthoscelides obtectus
Lineage: Eukaryota; Metazoa; Arthropoda; Insecta; Coleoptera; Chrysomelidae
Source: the annotation of a GenBank genome assembly